Molecule: messenger RNA, 2322 nt
Organism: Spodoptera frugiperda (fall armyworm)
Lineage: Eukaryota; Metazoa; Arthropoda; Insecta; Lepidoptera; Noctuidae
Gene: Rap1
Product: ras-related protein Rap1
Exons: 1
Coding region: 167-721 (184 amino acids)
Biological process (GO): negative regulation of synaptic vesicle exocytosis; cellular response to cAMP; Rap protein signal transduction
Cellular component (GO): plasma membrane
Molecular function (GO): GTPase activity; GTP binding; GDP binding
Source: RefSeq, a predicted model, not a curated record
UUUAUUUAUGGCAAUACCGACACAGUGAGCCAUCGCCCUGCUAACGGUGUCAUGGCGGUUUGACUUGUUAAAGGUUUUUUUGCAAUAACUUACUAGUUAAUGUGCUUUUUAGCGAUUUGAUCUUUGAUUUAAGUUGAUAAUAUCACGUGAUAAAAAAUAGUUAAUAAUGCGUGAAUACAAAAUAGUCGUGUUAGGCAGCGGAGGCGUGGGAAAGUCCGCCCUGACAGUACAGUUCGUACAAGGCAUCUUUGUCGAGAAAUACGACCCCACCAUCGAGGACAGUUAUCGGAAACAGGUGGAAGUUGACGGUCAACAAUGCAUGCUAGAGAUACUGGACACUGCUGGUACGGAGCAAUUUACAGCCAUGAGAGACUUAUACAUGAAAAAUGGACAAGGAUUCGUCUUAGUUUACUCCAUCACCGCACAAUCGACAUUUAACGACUUGCAAGACCUGCGGGAGCAAAUCCUGCGGGUGAAGGACAAAGAAGACGUUCCCAUGGUGUUGGUCGGUAACAAGACUGACCUGGAAGCGGAGCGCGUGGUGGGCAAGGAGCAGGGAAAUAAUCUCGCACGCCACUUCAACUGCUCGUUCAUGGAGACCUCGGCGAAAGCCAAAAUACACGUGAAUGAUGUGUUCUUCGACCUAGUUCGUCAAAUCAACAGGAGAACGCCUAUCAACAAUGAGAAAGUAAACAAAAAAAUCAAGUGUCUCAUUCUGUAAGAAUGCCGCUGGAGCCUCCGAAGCGUCUAGGUAUAAAAUAUUUAAUAAUUUGAAAGACUUCUGGUACCCAGAUUUGGCUCUCGACUGUUCCCAAAGUUAUCUAGGUCGGGUGUUAAGCAUCAUUGCUUGGUAUUACCUGUAGCAUUUCAAGAAUGUGCAUUUGUUGAGUUUGUGAUGGUGUGCUGCAGCACCGGUGGAAAAUCCACAGAGCGUGUUGGAUUAUAUCCAUGUACCUCUCCAUACAAUGUGGCUCCUAAACCUUCUGAUCUAUAUUUUGAUAGUUAUAAUAUUCAAGGAUAGAUUCAACGAUUCUGUGUGUGUUUCACUCUAGAAAUUCCAUUUGUAAUGUGUGGAUGCUGUUAGGUUCAGAAGUUGUAAAUGGUUAUAAAUUUAAAACUACUUGAUGUAAGUAUAAACAUUUUCAUUUAUUUAGAGGCUAUGAGGAGUAUGUUCUAGAACCCUGUGACAAUACUGACUUCAUUAAUGUUCAUUCCAGUAAUUAUCUAAAACAUGGCACUACUUCACUCUAAAUGCUCUUCAAGUAUAUACUUCUCAUUGUUUCUCAAUUAUGAUUUUCAAAUAUAUGAAAAGCAACUAAAAAUAUUUUUGUUUUAAUAAUAAUGAACAAUAUUAGGUGCAGACAGCCCCUGAAAUUUAAUUGAACAGGAAAAUGAGUGUAGCUACUUAUUUACCAUGAAAUUAUCUUUCAAGGUCCCGUUGUAGUGUCACCAUUAAAUGGAAGUAUGACUACUGUUCGUCAAAUGGUUACAUGUGAACGCGACUGCAUUUAUAGUUAUAUAAAAAUAUAUAUUUAUCUGUCUGUCUGGACCUAAUAUAGAUAUAGUUUACCAUUUAGUAGUUAUUAUCUAAUCAUACUGAUUAAGGGAGGGCCUGGAACUUCUGAACAGUUGUGAGAGAGUUAAGCAGGCUCCGAAAAGACAUGGGUGUUGUGCCCUGAAGGCCUGACCCAGUAUGUAAUGUUUAAAUAUGUGAAUUAAGGAUACAUUAAAUUUUUUCAGAAUAUAUUAUUGUCUUGUUAUAUAAUUCAAAUGUAUCAAGUGAAAAGUUGAUAAUGUGAAACCGUUUAGGGACUCGGUAACUUUUGAACAAAUAUUAGAGAGCCUUAGGUGAUUGCACCCUGCGACUUAGAGUCUCCAGUGUAAUGGUGGUGGUGCCCUAUGCCUUGUGUUAUUAAUGUACACCACUGGCCACCAUACUAUAACCCCUAACCUAUGAAAUUGAGAAAUAAGAAAUUUAUCGUUAUUGUAAAUGGAUUAAAGUUUUAUGAUUACUGGCUCAUUUAAAUGUAAAUUAUCUACCUAUGUUUUGCUGCUAGAACUUUGUUAAACGUAAUAAUUAUAUAGGUGUUCAAAUAUUGUUACGGAAUUAGAUGUUUCCUCCAUUCUCUUUUCUGUUAACAUGUAAGAUUUACUGCACAAGGAUAUUGGAUAUGACUUUGAUCUGAGUUGAAUUAUAUUUUUAUAUAUAUUGUGAAAAUUAAGAACUUGUAUAUUUUAUCUUUUCAAUCAAUAAUGGACAUGUACAAUAAUCUAUUAAUUUCUUUUUUUUUUGCAUCAAUAAAACCAAUUUUAAAUACUUUC